Molecule: messenger RNA, 2619 nt
Organism: Gigantopelta aegis
Lineage: Eukaryota; Metazoa; Mollusca; Gastropoda; Neomphalida; Peltospiridae
Product: cylicin-1-like
Exons: 10
Coding region: 78-2315 (745 amino acids)
Cellular component (GO): membrane
Molecular function (GO): opioid growth factor receptor activity
Source: RefSeq, a predicted model, not a curated record
AGAAAGCAAAAGUAGGCUUCAUAUUCUUGUUUUUGUUUCUGUUUGUUUUAUAAAAUAUAUGAUGCACUCACAUCAUUAUGUCAAGUUCUCAACAGCAAUUUGACAACAGUGGUAAAGAUAAUGUAUCAGUGACAAAUGGUGAAACAAAUAAUUUAAAACUUCCGUGUGUGAACGAAAUCGAAACUCGGACUGCGUCCGAUCCUAAGGCGUCUUCGCUGCAAUCGGAAAUAGACGAAAAAAAUACUGUUGAAAGCAACAACCUAGAAGAGCUUCCUUCAAACGAAGCUGUAAAAAACUGUGGUGCCACUGAAACUGACAUUUCUCCCGAUAACCAAAUAACUGAUAAAACAAAUGAUUUAGAAGAACCUUCAGCCUCACAGUCAUCUGUCGAAGAACAGCCUGUUGAAAAUGACAUUGUUGCUGAAAAGACUGUUGAAAGUAAUGACCUAGAAGAACUUCCUCCAGAUGAAGGUGUAGAAAACUGUGAUGCCACUGAAACUGACAUUCCACUUGAUAACAAAAUAGCUGAUAAAACAGAUGAAACGUUGAAUAUUGAAAGAAAAGAGGACAGACUUAAAGGUCAAGGCCAAUUACACACAUUGAACAUUGAUACUGACAACAUUAACAGUCCAAGUACUAAACAGUCAACUAAUACAGUGACUACUGAAUUGAAUCUUUCAAAGUGUUCUAAAACAAAUGAUUUAGAAGAACCUUCAGCCUCACAGUCAUCUGUCGAAGAACAGCCUGUUGAAAAUGACAUUGUUGCUGAAAAGACAGCUAAAAGUAACGACCUAGAAGAACUUCCUCCAGAUGAAGGUGUAGAAAACUGUGAUGUCACUGAAACUGACAUUCCACUUGAUAACAAAAUAGCUGAUAAAACUUUGGAUGAAACAUUGAAUAAUGACAAAAAAGAGGUCAAAGGCCAAGGUCAUUCACACCCAGAGAAAACUGAUACUGAUAACUGUGGUACCCAAUGUCCACCUCACUCUGAAAACAAUAAUACUGAAGGCACUAACAACAUAAACACUGAACAGUUGACUGAAGCUGUGACUACUGAAUUAAAUGGUGAAGGAUUUGAGAAAGAAAAUAAGCUUAACACUAGUAGUAACCGUAGUGACACAAAAGCUGAAGAAAGAAAUGUACAUAGUGAUAUAGGAACAGACAAAGAUAGUCAACCUGUAAAGUCAAAUACAUUUUUUUAUAGCCGUGGUGACUUUUAUUCUGAACAAUCUGAUCCUGAUUGUAAUAAUAGUGAAAAUGGUGAAGAGCCAAUGGACACUAAUUUAGAAAAUGAGAAAGAUGGAUGUGAUGAUUCAGAAAAUGUGAAAGAAGAAAGUGAUAAGGAAAUGGGAAAAAAACUCACCAAGCUUACACAGAAAUCCUCAGAAGAUGUUGAAGGAAAUAAGGAGCCCUCUAAAGAUGUUAAAGAGAAAAAGUGGUUUGGGGAAGUGUGGAAUCUGUACAUCAUUCCUACAGCACAAUGUGUUAAAUCGUUGAUUACAUACGUACCUCUACGUAUAUGUUCACUGGUCUGGUUUCUUCUUCGGUCCGUUCCGCGGACUGGAGUCAGAAUGUUGGGUUUCAUUCUCUCUGUACCUAAAAAGGGCACCGAACAAAAAGGGAAAAAAGAUGAGAGGAAGAAAGAUAAAAGACCUUACUCAUUUCGUAGGAGUUGGAGUGAUAAAGAUACAGAAGAAUAUAGACGUGGUUACCCAGGAAAGUUAGAUGAUGAUAAAGCUGACAAGAAUUUAAGAUUUUAUCAAAAUAAGCUGGAGUCUUAUCCUGAUGGUGACUAUAUUGAUACCAUCCACAAAGAAUGGAAAGGGAACUAUGGCUUACUGGAGAGACAUCACGGUUAUAUACAAUGGUUAUUUCCCAUCCGAGAGCGAGGGAUGAACUGGCAUGCCCAAGAGUUGCAGCUGCAUGAAGCACAGGCAAUACAAGAAGACUGUAAAUCGCUGGAGCGAGUUUGCAAAUCCUAUGAAUUGAUGUUGGACUUUUAUGGAAUGAAACUGGUGGACAAAGAAAGUGGCAGAUUGACAAGGGCAGACAACUGGGAGGAACGUUUUGAUCACCUGAACUGGUCAUUUCACAACUAUUUGCGUAUCACUCGCAUCCUCAAGUCUUUGGGUGAGCUUGGAUAUGAACGCUACCAGGCUCCAUUUGUGGAAUUCAUCCUUGACGAGGCCUAUGUAAAAGAAAGGCUAAAUGGUCGAGUCCUUUCCAGCUGUACCGACUACUGGGUGGGAACAGUUAAAGAUGAGAAAGAAAGAAAGAAACUUUUGGACAGAAUAUAUGAACAUGAUUGGCCCUGAGAAUAUAGUAUUGUUAUUAAUGUCAUAUUAUAUUGACAUACAGUGCAUAGCCAUAAAGUCAACUACAUGUAGCAACUCAAAGUUUCUUAAAGUCUGUAAUUAUUUAAAGAUUUAAUCAUUAAAACUGACACUACACAACAGAUUGCCAUCCAUGAUGAACUUAAAUUGUGUUUACUAAACCCUUUAAAGGGACAGACCCUAGUUUCAGUCCAUUAAAAUUAACACUAAGUUUAGUUAAUCUACAAACCUGUAACAUGUUUGGAUAAAGUUACAAUUGAGUGAAACAUGAGUCUGUGACUUUGAA